Messenger RNA from Staurois parvus, 1602 nucleotides. The record is from the annotation of a GenBank genome assembly. NCBI's taxonomy places the organism in Eukaryota, Metazoa, Chordata, Amphibia, Anura, Ranidae.
AUGGUGAAGAGAGUUGCUGUGAUUGGUGCAGGAGCCAGUGGAUUGACAGCUAUUAAGUGUUGUCUUGACGAGGGACUGGAGCCCACAUGCUUUGAAAAAACUGAUGAUAUUGGAGGACUCUGGAGAUUCAAGGAUGAGCCUGAAGAUGGCAGAGCCAGUAUCUAUAAAUCUGUCGUUAUUAACACUUCUAAGGAGAUGAUGUGCUUUAGUGAUUUUCCAGCACCAGACGAUUUCCCCAACUUCAUGCAUAACUCCAGAAUUAUGGAAUAUUUCCGAAUGUAUGCUGAGAAGUUCAAUCUUCUGAAAUACAUCCACAAUAAGACUGCUGUGUGUAGCAUCGAGAAAACCUGGGAUUUCCCCACCACUGGCCAGUGGAUUGUUACCACUGAAAGGGAAGGCAACCAAGACAUAGCUAUCUUUGAUGCUGUGCUCAUCUGUACUGGGCAUCAUUCAUUUCCAAACCUACCACUUUCUUCCUUUCCAGGUAUAGAACAAUUUAAGGGGCAGAACUUACACAGCAGAGAAUACAAGCGUCCAGAUAAUUUUAAAGGGAAAAGAGUUUUGGUGAUUGGCAUUGGGAACUCUGGAGGGGACAUUGCAGUGGAACUUAGCAGGACAGCAGAAAAGGUGUUCCUUAGUACAAGAAGAGGUGCCUGGGUUACACACCGUGUUUCUAAGAAUGGCUAUCCUAGGGACAUUUCAAACUUAUCUCGUUUUCAAAAUUUGAUCAGUAAAACUUUGCCUUCUUCUGUGACCAACUAUUUGAUAGAAUCAGCUCUCAACAAUAGAUUUAAUCAUUGCAACUAUGGCCUUCUGCCCCAACAUAGAUUCAAUGGUCAACAUCCAACUGUCAAUGAUGAGCUCCCUAAUCGUAUCAUCUCAGGCUAUGUUCAGAUUAGACCCAAUGUGAAAGAGUUUACAAGCACUGAUGUCAUAUUUGAAGAUGGAACAGUAGAGAAAAACAUUGAUGCUGUCAUAUUUGCUACAGGAUAUAGUAUCUCUUUCCCGUUCUGUGAUAAAUCAGUGCUCCAAGUUAACAACAACAAGGUCUGCCUAUACAAAUAUAUGUUUCCUUAUCACUUGGAGAUGUACACACUAGCGGUAGUGGGACUUAUUCAGCCAAUUGGAGCCAUUAUGCCAAUUUCUGAACUUCAGUGUCGUUUGGCAACUCGAGUUUUCAAAGGUUUGGUUAAACUACCCGACAAAGAAGCUAUGGCUUUUGAUAUUGGCAAGAAAAAAUUCAAAAUCGAUAAUCGCUAUGUGCCAAGCCAGCGUCACACAAUACAAGUAGACUAUGUGGAAUACAUGGAUGAACUGGCCACAGUUCUUGGAGUAAAGCCAGAUCUGCUGCGUCUCUUCACUACGGAUCCAAGAUUGGGCUUUCAGGUGCUGUUUGGACCCUGUACGCCUUACCAGUUUCGGCUUAUGGGGCCAGGCAAGUGGAGCGGUGCCAGAAAUGCCAUCAUGACACAAUGGAAUCGCAUUAUAAUGCCGACAAAGACCCGCACUCUUAAAAUUUCUACACAAGAUGCAUAUUUUCCAAGAAUGCUAUUAGUGGGCGCAGUUAUGAUCAUCUUGGCCAUUUUUAUGUUUCACUUUUAG